UCAGUGGGUCACAUGAUCUGGAAGCUAUUGAAGGAAAAUGCAAAUUUACGACCAAAAGAAAAUCCCCCCAAAAAUCUCAAAAGGCUUAAAAGAGGGAGCAAAAGAGAGCAGCUCGCCGACAUCCGAGUUCCUGAAUGGGAUCAACUGUGAGCUAGAUGCCGCUAACUCCGCGGAGCUUGAAUAUCCAAUAUCCAACUUCAAACUAACUUCAACGAGGUAAUACACCGUUUUUCAAGAGCUGCAAGAGAACAUGUCCCCUUCGGACACCAGCCGCAGAAUGUUAUUCAUCUCCGUUUAAACCUCACACAUGCAUCAAGCUUUAAAAACAUUCUGCAGUUGCUGCAUGACGAGAUUCUAUUUCUGCCAUAUACAACAAACUGAGCAGUGUGAUUGAAUGCAUAACAAGCUCCACAAGCACUUCUCUUCGCACUUCUCUACGACAAAGGAGAAGGACGGGUAGGAUUUUCAGGAAACGUCACAUCAAGAGACACCAGAGUCAAUCCAGAUCACAAUGAUGGUGAAUGUUCUGCUGUCGCUCCUUCCAGUGCUGACAGGAGUAUGUUCGCUGAAACUUAAACCGUUAUACACCAGGGUAGGUGAGAUGGUGGUACUGCGCUGCCCUCAGAAAAACAAUGCUAACACUAAUCUUUCAUGGACCAGUCAGACCAGACAAAGGAUGAAUCCGACCAGCAUGUCAGGAGAAGCAGCUGAUGGCAGUCAGAUGGAUGUGCUGCUUCAGGGACGCAGCCUUGUAAUUCUCAGAGCCUCUUUGAGUUAUCAAGGAAACUACUCAUGCUCAGUAAGAAAUGUCAGCAGACAGUGGUUCAGUCUGAUUGUGUACGAACCACAAUCCAGAGAGUACGCAGAGAGGAAUCGGUAUUCUACAACAUGCUACACACAAGAGUCCUGCACACUCUAUUGCCCUACAGCGAACAUCCCAGCUAAUGAUACUCCCAAAAUCAAAAACAGCAAGAUUACAUGGCACAAGGAGGGUACAACAUUACCAACACCAAUUCAGUUCCCAAGUGUGUUGGAAAAAGACGGUGGUAUCUACACGUGCAUCAGAUCUUUCCUAUACAACAGUCAAAUUUACAAUAUGAGCUUCACGGUGGUACUGGAAAUCCAGCCAAGCAAACAUGGAAAAUCUAAGAUCCUCUCACCUCAGCAAAAUGAUGUGUUCCUCGUAGAUUUAGGCUCAAAAGUGGUAAUUGACUGCAGAGCUGUUAUGCAUUCAGAGUCUGAUGACCUGUUUUGGCUAAGUGAGAAUUCAUUUAUAGAUACUAACGAGAGCCUACCUGUUUUCAACAAUUAUUCAAGAACCAAAUAUAUAGAUGAAAUAAACAUGGCAGCCUCUCUAGUCUUCAGAGACGUGUCAAAGGAGGAUUUGUUGAAGACAUACACCUGUAAACUGGAAACUAGUCACCAACACUCAAGUUUUAUCACCAUCUCUCUGGCUGAAAAAGGUCCUCCAGCCUACUUUUUCCCGAAUGCCGUUGUUGUCCUCUGCAUGUUGGCCUCUGGUACUGUGGUUCUGAUCAUUUUGCUGUUACUGGGAUGCUAUAUCAGAGGGUCCAAAUUUUCCAGUUGCAAGGUCUAAAAUGCUCCAUACAGCUUGUAUGGAGCUGCACACUUGAUAGAGGUUUAUCAUAGCUUAUCAUAACAAAAUAAUUUAACACUGUGGCAAAAAUAUAAUUUAUAUAAAUAUACAUAUAAAUAUAAUGUAACUAUGCUGAUAUAACCGUACAAAAUUAAAGCUAUGUAUAUAUAUUUAGUCUAUUUACACUGAGUACACUUUGUGUUUUUAAGAUUGUCUUAAGUUUCAAAUUUUUCUUUUUUUUUUUAACCAUGGCUCAGAUCGUCAUUUAUUGUGGAACAUUAAAUUCCAUCACCUGUGCAAAUAAAUAUGUAAAUAACAGUGUA
Girardinichthys multiradiatus is the source of this 1920-nucleotide messenger RNA. RefSeq names its product interleukin-1 receptor type 2-like. The transcript is spliced from 8 exons. The record is from RefSeq and is a predicted model, not a curated record. Lineage: Eukaryota; Metazoa; Chordata; Actinopteri; Cyprinodontiformes; Goodeidae. Bases 512 to 1597 code for a protein of 361 amino acids. Gene Ontology annotation, molecular function: interleukin-1 receptor activity.